Molecule: messenger RNA, 561 nt
Organism: Ciona intestinalis (vase tunicate)
Lineage: Eukaryota; Metazoa; Chordata; Ascidiacea; Phlebobranchia; Cionidae
Source: RefSeq
AUGAUAAACAACACCGAAGGUUCUCCGAUUUUAGAUUUACUGCAAUACGAGGAAAAAGACGGCGAAUAUGAAUUGGUGAAAAAAUCAAUACCAACUUUGGACAAAAUUAAGGAACUUUGUGGGGAUGAUGAAAUUUGCAUUAGGUACAACGAAGUUUAUGCUCAAGUACUGAACGAUACGGAGUAUGCAAGCCAGUUCACUGUUAUUGAUGUGACUAACGACAAAUCACAAAAUGGUGGUAAAAAACAGAGAACAAAGCGGAGCCUUCAAUGUCCGACGUUUAACCCAGCCAGCACAAGUGUCGAGCAAAGAAGCUUAUCGCCAUGGACAUAUGUGAUUCACCAAGACCGUAAUAGGCGACCAAGCACAAUCUUGCAAGCUAAGUGCUUAUGUUAUGGCUGUUAUGACAUGGACAGUCCUACGCUGGCGGAAAACAUAAACCUCGUCAGUACUCCUAUUCGAUACAGUGUUAGAUUGCCCAAAAGAAUAAACGGUGUAUGGGUACGAAGACCAUAUAACAUACAACGAGGUUGCCAAUGUCAAGUGCCUUUGUACAUGUAA